Torulaspora globosa is the source of this 1527-nucleotide messenger RNA. Its product is annotated as NAD-dependent succinate-semialdehyde dehydrogenase. The coding region runs from base 1 to 1527 and encodes 508 amino acids. The record is from RefSeq and is a predicted model, not a curated record. Gene Ontology annotation, molecular function: succinate-semialdehyde dehydrogenase (NAD+) activity. NCBI's taxonomy places the organism in Eukaryota, Fungi, Ascomycota, Saccharomycetes, Saccharomycetales, Saccharomycetaceae. The transcript has a single exon.
AUGCCAGCUGAGGCAUUGCAAAUGCUUCGCAUUUUAUCUCUGCAAGCUAGAAGGAAUCUCCCACUGACAGGAUCAAGAUGGUUCUCGAGCUCAUUCACUGAUCCGGAUUUAUUCAAGAACAAGGCCUUUAUAGAUGGAGAAUGGAUAGAGAAAGCUGAGUCCUUUGAGGUUAGAAAUCCAUCCACGCAAGAGGUUAUCGGGCAGAUCUCCAGUUGCGGGUCAGAAGACUUCCAGAAUGCCGUCAAUGCAGCUACGGUGGCCUACGACACGUUCCGUCAUACCACUCCUGAGUACAGGUCGCAAGUGCUGUACAAUAUCUACGAGCUGGCCACCGCUAACCAGGAGGAUCUGGCGCGAUUGAUUACCCUUGAAACGGGGAAGCCAUUUCGUAAUUCACUGGGAGAAGUGGCAUACAGUGCUAACACGUUCAAGUGGUUCGCAGAAGAGGCCAACAGACUAUAUGGAUCCGUUCUUUCGGCGACGUCUUCGGUAGAUAGACAAAUGCUGCAUGUCAAGAGGCCCCUGGGAGUCAUAGGAGUUAUGACUUCCUGGAAUUCCCCUAAUGCUGUGGUCGCACGAAAGCUGGCACCAGCGCUGGCCGCUGGAAACGCAUGUGUCAUUCGACCAGCGCUUGAGACUCCGUUGAGUGCAUUGGCUCUUGGUUGGUUAUGUGAGCAAGCUGGCUUGCCUGCAGGCGUAUGCAAUAUUCUGCCUUCAAAGCAUAAAGAUGCUGGAAAGUACCUCUGCAGUAAUCCACAGGUUAAGAAGAUAGUUUACUCGGGUUCCAAGGAACUAGGCAGAUCCCUAAUGAUGCAGUGCGUAAAUGAUAACCCUACAGUGAAGAAGUUUUCGAUGGAAUUGAGCGGGAAUGCGCCGUUUAUAAUCCUGGAGGAUGCUGAUAUCGACAAGGCAUUAGACGACAUCAUAGACUUCAAGUUUGGCCAGUAUGCGCAAACCUGUGCUAAUAGGAUUUUCGCUCACAGGAAGAUCUAUGAGCAGUUUGCUGCAAGAUUGACUGAACGCAUAGAGGAAGUUUUCCAUUUGGGAGACGGCUUUGACAAAGGUGUCACACAUGGUCCACUGAUCAACGUUGAGGCUGUCGAACGUAUUUCUGCUUUUGUAGGGAAGGCAAAACAGAGUGGAGCUCGCGUUCUUACUGGAGGCUCAAGAGCAGAAGCCUUAGGUCCGCUGUUUUAUAGACCCACAGUACUGGCCGACGUUGACGCUUCAAUGGAAAUAUUUCAUAAGGAGUUUUAUGGACCUGUGGCCUCCUUGAUUAAAUUCAAUGACGCUGAAGAUGCAAUCAGAAUGGCAUCUAAUGUCGAUUUAGCUCCGGCAGGAUUUUUGUACACUAAUGAUAUCAAAAGAGCCUAUCUUGUGGCCACCGAGUUGAAAGCCAAGAUUGUUAGUAUAAACACCUGUGAAAUCAGCAAUUGUGCCAUAUCUGCCGCUGGAACGGGGAAUGGCAUUUCAAAAUACGGUCUCGAAGAAUACACGGAGACCAAAUCGAUUGUGUUAGAACCGUAG